AUGACUGUGGCCAGUAUUACUAAAGCUAUCUCUGUAAUUUUCCCCGUACUGCAUCUUUUGAGUACAGUUGUUAGUUCUGCAUCAGACAGCAAGUCACAGAACGAACUAGUAGACAAUCUGAAAAAAAAUGGAAUUGUUACAUCACUGGACAUCGAAAGAGUGAUGCGAGAUGUUGAUCGCAAAUUUUUCGUCGCCUCAGGUCCAUAUGAAAAUCGUUCGCAUAGACUUUCACACGGUGGUAUAAUCAGUGCGCCAUAUGUGGAUGCAUAUGUCUUAGAAGGACUAAGACAGAAUCUUAAGGUACAUGCAAAAGUGUUAUGUAUUGGUUGCACUGGUGGAUAUCUUUUGGCAUGCACAGCGAUCCUGGUUGAAUCUAAAGGCUCCGUUACCGGAAUUGAAGUCAAUCAACAACUGACUACAAUAAAUGUAGAGAAUGUCAAUAAUUGGAUAGCUAAAAGCGAUAAAGCAAAAACUCUAGGCUUAAAACUCGAGGCGCCAUUUACCUUUUUAACUGGUAAAAAACCAGAACAUCAAGGAAUCGAUAAAAGUACCAUUGAAGCGUUAAAAAAACUUUUGAAAGUUGGCGGUCAUUUUGUUCAUAUGAGAAGAACUGCAGAAGGAGAUGUGGAAUUAGUUAAACUAAUUCGUUUGAAGGGUACUGAAUUCUAUGAAGUAAUUUUGGCUCGUCUUCCAUCGGAUGUGCCUACUAAAGAAGAGAAACCAACAGAAGAAGAACUUCCAACUGACUAUGACAUUCUCGAUUUCGACGAACUACUACUUGCAUCAAUUCAAAUAAAGCAUAUUCCAGAUAUUAAAGUAGUACUACUGUUACUAGUCUGCACUGUCACAAUCUCGUUCAUCAGAUUAUUUUAA
Trichobilharzia regenti is the source of this 873-nucleotide messenger RNA. The record is from the annotation of a GenBank genome assembly. Lineage: Eukaryota; Metazoa; Platyhelminthes; Trematoda; Strigeidida; Schistosomatidae.